AUGGUAGCGUCACUACCAGGAAACGUACUCGGUAAUACGACCGUACGUGAUUCGUUUCAUAUCAUCCUAACGCCUUUCACAUACUGCCUACUUAUAUUUAUCAUAUAUGGAAUUCUUAGCCUGCUUGUGACACUGAAGAUCGUUCAUGGAAUUAUCAAUCCGAAGUUCAAAAGCUUCUUUCAGAAAGCCAGUACCAAUCUCGGGACUGAUCACAGGCUGGUUGACCACCCUCCCAUCGGGCCGAUAUCUUACUGCAAUAUACGUAUUACAAUUUUAUCUGUUAUACAUCACUCUAUAUUCUGCAACAUUCCUGUCGAUCACGAGAGCCAUAAUUAUUUGUUUACCAUUAAAGGGCAACAAGAUAAACAAUCAAAUAGCGACGGCGGCAGAGUGACCAUUCAGAAAGUAUCGGAAUGGAGUAAGGUGAUCAGGAAGUUUCUCCCCAUAUUUUUCUUGACUAUUUACUUCCUGCCGAUACUGACCACGUGGUUCCUCUAUCCAGCAACCACUUAUUUAAGAAUCGGACCACAAAUACCGGCUUUCGGUUAUGGAGCAGGCUUUGACUACAAGAAAGUUUAUCCAAAC
Molecule: messenger RNA, 585 nt
Organism: Ostertagia ostertagi
Lineage: Eukaryota; Metazoa; Nematoda; Chromadorea; Rhabditida; Trichostrongylidae
Source: the annotation of a GenBank genome assembly